CAUGCCAACCUAAAAAAAGUAGCCUUUCCGGUCUCCACACCGCACGCCGCUUCACUCCACGGCGCGCACCACAUCGUCCCCGUCUUGCCUCCUCCACGGCGAGCGCGUGCCGCCGGCGGCCAUGGCCGCCCCGUGCGGGUCCAGCCGCGGCACCCUCCAGCUCCUCCUCAUCGCCCUCUCCGCCGCCUACCUCACCUACAGCGCCCUCCUCUCCUCCCGCUCCCUGCUCCCUCUCCCCACCGCCUCCUUCCCCGGCGCCACCGCCACCGCCGCCUCCUCCUCCCGCCGCCUCGCCUCGGGCGCCCGGCGGAGGGCGUUCCACACCGCCGUGACCGCGUCCGGCUCCGUCUACAACACGUGGCAGUGCCGGGUCAUGUACUACUGGUUCAAGCGGGCGCGGGAGGCUCCCGGCGGCGCCGAGAUGGGCGGGUUCACCAGGAUCCUGCACUCCGGGAGGCCCGACGCGUUCGUCGACGAGAUCCCCACCUUCGUCGCUGACCCGCUCCCCGCGGGCACGGAUCAGGGAUACGUUGUCCUCAAUAGGCCCUGGGCGUUUGUUCAGUGGCUUCAGAAGGCAGACAUACAUGAAGAAUAUAUCUUGAUGGCUGAGCCAGAUCAUAUUAUUGUCAAACCUAUACCGAACUUAUCAAGGGAUGGUCAUUCAGCAGCUUUCCCUUUCUUCUAUAUUGAGCCCAAAAAAUAUGAAAAUGUAUUGCGCAAAUUCUUCCCUGAACGAGAAGGACCAAUAACCAAAAUUGAUCCUAUUGGGAAUUCCCCGGUAAUCGCAAGAAAGGAAUCUCUUGCAAAAAUUGCUCCAACUUGGAUGAAUAUUUCAAUAGCAAUGAAGAAAGAUCCUGAAACAGAUAAAGCUUUUGGCUGGGUUCUUGAAAUGUAUGCCUAUGCUGUAGCAUCUGCUCUCCAUGGAGUGAGCAGCAUCUUACAUAAGGAAUUUAUGAUUCAGCCACCAUGGGACUUGGAAAUUGGUGAUGCAUUUAUCAUACAUUAUACUUAUGGGUGUGACUAUGAUAUGAAGGGUAAACUCACUUAUGGAAAAGUUGGAGAAUGGAGGUUUGACAAAAGAUCCUAUGAUAGUAAACCUCCUCCUAGAAAUUUGCCAUUGCCUCCUAAUGGUGUACCUCAAAGUGUGGUGACACUUGUGAAAAUGGUUAAUGAAGCGACAGCCAAUAUACCUGACUGGGAUUCUUAUGCGUCUUAGUAUCUGGUAUUCGGUUUGACAAUUUUGUCGGCCUUGUCUUCCAAUGAAAGUUGAUGCGUGAUAACAGAUCAAGCAUAGAAGUGAGUAACUGACAAUGCGGGGUGCAUACAGCUAUACAAGUUUAUCUAGGGUCACAGGUCACUGACUCUAUUCAUUUUUGCUUGGAUUUCCUGGGGCUCGUUUUGGUCUUGACGAAAAUCCAUACCAGUGCAAAGCAACAUGAUCCCCAUUUUUACUCAAGGUCUGGAACCCACGUACUGUAAUUAAUAUACUUCUGGUUGUUUUUUUCUGUGGCAAAAACUAGUCCUGAGUUAGAAGUGUACCGACGCUGAAUCCUGACUUCAUUCUGGUUUUCCUUUGGCAAAAGCCAUAGAUUGUCAUUUGUACUAGACAGACAAACGCUGUACUUGUUUUCUUUUAUUCAUCUGGAGGCCCCUGUGAUUUUUUUAUUAAAUGCACAUCUUUAUU
Oryza brachyantha (malo sina) is the source of this 1684-nucleotide messenger RNA. Its product is annotated as hydroxyproline O-arabinosyltransferase 1-like. The coding region runs from base 122 to 1216 and encodes 364 amino acids. The transcript is spliced from 8 exons. Gene Ontology annotation, molecular function: glycosyltransferase activity. Lineage: Eukaryota; Viridiplantae; Streptophyta; Magnoliopsida; Poales; Poaceae. The record is from RefSeq and is a predicted model, not a curated record.